Messenger RNA from Pseudogymnoascus verrucosus, 4405 nucleotides. RefSeq lists its product as uncharacterized. The transcript has a single exon. The record is from RefSeq and is a predicted model, not a curated record. NCBI's taxonomy places the organism in Eukaryota, Fungi, Ascomycota, Leotiomycetes, Thelebolales, Thelebolaceae. The coding region runs from base 106 to 4002 and encodes 1298 amino acids.
CGCCAAUCCAAGUAGACGGGUGGUUGUAUGCUAUCGUAUCAUAAAGAUAGAUGCAACAGAGCUCAGUUUUGCUGAAAGACAGUCAUUUUAGUGCUGUCGUUCACUAUGUCUUACUAUGGAAAUCGUCGUUAUGAACAAUAUGAUAACGCCGGGGUCAAUAGGCUCCCGUCUGGGCUAUUCUUCACGGUCGCUCGGGUUGAACACAUGGAACCGCCUGCGCCUGCAAAGAGAGCGCACGACGGUGUUAAACAGAAGAAAGUCAUUAACCACGAAAAAAUAAACUAUGACGACUUUGUGGUUCCCAAGUAUAACUCGAAGAAGAUAGGCAAGGAGAUAUAUCUGCCAAUGCUAGAGGUUUCCGUGGAGGUCGAAGUUGUAGCGACUAUUGCAUGGUCGAAGUUGACACAAACUUUCACAAACCGAUCAAAGCAACCUAUUAAGGAAGCGACAUACUGCAUGCCACUUUAUGACAGGUCUACCGUCACAUCGUUCGUCUGCACCAUUGGCUCCGAUAAAAUCCUUAAGGGAACCGUGAAGCCAAAGGAAGAGGCCAAGGCCGAGUUUAAGAAAGCUGUUGCAAAGCAACAGGUUGCGGCGCUGCUAGAAGAACAUACGGCUGAGGUGUUUGAGACAGCCGUGGGAAACAUCCCAGCUGAAACAACGGUCAAAGUUGAAAUCAGCUACAUAACGGAGCUAAAAGCUGAUCUCGGAGGAGAUGGCGUUUUGGUCACAAUUCCUACCUCAGUGGCGCCACGAUAUGGAGCAAUCCCCAGCUCAAUGAGAGAUGCUUUUGCAGAGUUGCUGGCAGUCCCUGAAGAUAAUGGGCUGCAGAUCAAAAUCCAAGUGUCAUCGCCCGUUGCAAUCACCAAGAUUGAGAGCCGGACACAUCCAGUCUCAAUAGAGAUGGGUUCUCAUGGCACUAGAGUGACCAAAGAUAUUAGAGAUUUCUCUAAAAAACAAGAGUCUCAGGGUUUCGAUCCCAAGAAGGCCGUAGCAACACUAUCCGAUAGAAACGCUUGCCUAGGGAAAGACUUUGUCCUCCUCAUCCAAGCAAAUGAUAGGCAAUUACUAGCCUCGCGCGCUAUCAGCGAGCCACACCCAACGAUUCCCGACCAUUCUGCGUUAAUGGUCUCUAUCAAUCUUCGAGAUUUAUAUACUCCUAAUGUCGUUUCUCCGAAAAUGGCCAGUGAGAUCAUCUUUGUGGCUGAUCGAUCCGGGUCGAUGAAGAAGAGCAUGGAAGCUUUGAAAACAGCGAUGAAAUUCUUCCUCAAAAGUCUUCCAAACAACUGCAUUUUCAACAUUUGUUCUUUUGGAACUACCCACAAACUUAUGUGGCCCAAGUCGCAACCUUACAACCAGGAAACUGUCGAUCAAGCCUUGACUUACGUUGCCAAUGACUUUGCAGCAAACAUGGGAGGGACUGAGAUACAGGGAGCGUUACGAUACGUUGUUGAUAACAGUGAAGUAUCUGUGGCCACUGAAAUCAUCACCCUGACUGAUGGAAGGGUUUGGGAUACCCCCUCCUUGUUUGACUUUAUCCAAAAGACAAGAUCCUCAGGGCUAAACCAAAACACCCGGUUCUUCUGUCUUGGUAUCGGAGACGCCGUCUCUCAUCAUCUCGUCGCGGGAAUCGGUCGAUACGGCGGCGGAUUGGCCGAAACUGUACUAACAGACUCAUCGGGCGACUGGAUGCAGAGGGUUAUUGGAAUGCUACGUGCAGCAUUAACGCCCUCGAGCUGGAAAGUCGAUGUUACAUUAGACGGUGUGUCUAUCUCUGGAAAGGAAAGUGAGAACAAGCGUUGUAUCCAGGCUCCACAUCAGAUCCCAGAUUUCCACGCCUUCGCAAGAUAUUCAGUCUAUUUUCUUCUCAAUCAAGAGUUCGAAGAAAAGGUCGUCAAGAUCAAGGCCACUUCCGUAUAUUCAGGAGAAACCUUCACUGCGGAAAUUCCAAUCGAUAAAUCAGAUAUAGGGAAAAAGUGGGUGCAUCAACUUGCCGCCAAAGCUGUCCUGGGCGACCUCGAAAGCGGGUCAAGCUGGAUCCAUGAUAAGAGCAAAAAUACCACUGAUGUGAAGACCAAGACAGAGGCUGAUGAGGAAGCUAAGAUCGAAGGCGAGAAAAUCGGGAUAGAAUGGAACAUAUCGAGUAAAUGGACAAGUUUCAUUGUUGUCGAUGAGAAAAGCUCGCUAGAAAAGCAGUCUCGCUGGUAUCAAACCGGCCACUCUGAUCUCGCUGAGUUGACACGGCCUAGAUUCGAACCAAAAUACGAUAGUCAUACUCUAGCAAGUGACGCCCAGCUAGGACUAUCAGGCAAAACCGUGGAGGGCCAGGGAUCUUCUCAGCCACAUGACUUUUUGUCGUAUAGAGCUCCACAGAGUUAUCGGGAUGCUCCCCCCCCCGAGGAUUAUUCGAUGUUCCCUCAGAGAUCUAGGGAUGCUACUCCCCCCGAAGAUUAUUGGACGCCCCCCAAGACAAAUGGGAGAGGGCAUGCAUGCUACGCCCCCCACCAGAUUCGUCACCACAGAGCCCCUGAAAACCGCGAUUCGCAGGAACAACAGAGGGAGAAGCAGCAUCCAGACCCAAUGUACAAUUUCAAGCCGAUGAAAGACGACUCGUUUUUACCCGGCGCCACGUACUCGUCGCAGGCACCCAGUAUGGGACGCACCAUUAAGCCCGCCAGAAGCUUUUCAAGAUCAGGCACAAGCCGGUUUCCCAUACCCCCGGACGAGGAGCCAGGAAGCCCACGCCCCCCGCAGCAGCCGGCGAGCAAUACGAAUGACCCGCCAGUUGUGAUAAACCAAUACCAAUUUGAAAACAGCGACGGGAGCGACGCUGAAGCUAUGGCUGGGGUUACGGCCAUGAGGCUGGGCGAUGAAUCUUUCGAUUUUGCGUACGACGAUGCGCCGUACCAAUCCCAAGCUUCCAUGCAAAUUGCCACACAAGUUCAUUUGUUCAGCGACGAUUCUUUCCAGACGCUCCUAGAACCCAGCCGAGCUGCCCCACAAGAUACAUUUUACAGCGACAAUUCGACGCAAGAGCCCACUUCCAUGGAAAAGGGGUCUGAAAGGCACUCUCACGAUCCUUACUUUGUUCCUUCUAAUCCUUUUACCCCUCUUGGUUCCAGUGCUGCUACUUUUCCUGAUUAUCCUAUACAACCCAGUGAUUUUUUCAAUCCCCAUCCUCCGUCUUCAGGUCCCAGCAGCUGGAAUCCAAACCCUAGCUAUGUCAGUCCUCAAGAAGAGCGUUGUUUGUUCGCUCCUCCACCAGCACAGGGCCAUACCGCCCAAAGUUCACACUCCAGCGACCGUCCCCGGUCUUCUACUAUCUCUCGUCCCAACUACUCCGGGAUAUUCUCACUCUACCCCGAUCCACACAUCUCACCCCUCACCGUCCCCAACCUACUCACCACCCAACACUUCCUCGGCUACUUCAGCCUCACCGAGCAGCUCUGGACCCAGCUCAACAAGGAAUACAAUCACCUCGCCUGGACAACCGCCAACUCCCUACUGCCCCGCCGCGGGGCCAACGACAGCGAAUGGCUAGAAACGCGAGAGAAGGUCGUCGGUACCGCUAUGGUAGUCGUGUACAUUGAGGUGGUCCAUGCAGCCGACAAGAAUCUGUGGGAUCUGGUGGUGCAGAAGGCGCGGGCGUGGCUGGAGAGGGAGAUUCCGCAUCAGAGGAUCCGGGAGAAGGUAUUAAGCAAGUUGAGGGGGUUGCUCAUUACCCCCUAUGACGAAGGGGUUGGUAGAAUCAUUGAUGAGGUGACCAGUAUCUCUGCAGUUGAAGCUCAGCCCAAGGAUGAUCUUGCGACCCCUGGCGACGAGGGGCCCGAUGCGGGGGUUGGUGAGGUGGAGGGUAUUUCUCUUCUAUCAGCGGGAUCCGGGGACAGUGCAGGGAUGCCGCAAGAGGGGCGAGGUAAGGGUGCUGAGGCGGGAGCGGGGACUGGUGCUGCGGUGAAGUACGUGGGAGAGGCGAAGGGGGAGAAAAAAAGACGCCGAGAUUGAAGCGGGUGGGAUGGGCGUUGAAGCGGUCUUGGGUGUUUCUCCUCCAUCAGCGAGAUCAGGUGGGGGUAAUAGCGGUGCGGCAAGAGGAAUAUAAUAAGAAGAAGAAGGAGACUGUGAUUAAAAUGGAAAAAGGGCGUAGAAGCCGUUUCUCAUGGUCUGUACGGCGGUAAUGACGGAGUUUUGUGUAGUGGUUGAUAUACUCGGCGAUGGAGUUGGGGGGGGGGACCAACGAAUAUAUUGUUGUGUUAUAUGCGUUGUAGCUAGUUUAUCUACCUCUGAUAUAGUUUUAUACCGAAAUCAUUAACAUACCUACAGUCGAGUGACUAGAAGAAAGCGGAGAUAAUCUUCCUGACAAAGUCGGCCUAACCAAUAUAUUUCAAGAGCCAGGGGAAGAAAAACCAGG